Molecule: messenger RNA, 660 nt
Organism: Entamoeba invadens IP1
Lineage: Eukaryota; Evosea; Mastigamoebida; Endamoebidae
Exons: 1
Coding region: 1-660 (219 amino acids)
Source: RefSeq, a predicted model, not a curated record
AUGCGUGCACGUAUGGUUGGACCAGGCUCUUCUUCACAGAAACAAAAGGGACCAGUUUGUGACCCAGCGAAAUACUACGGCUGCGGCCCAACAUCAAACACAAACACUGGAUAUAGAAAAGGCUCACAAGCCGCCGGACCACUUGCCUCAAAGGGCACAUGGGCUGCUACCACUGAUAUCGGAGCAACUGAAGCUGUAGGAGCCAACACUUAUGAAGCCGGAUACAGAAAGGGAUCACAAGCUGCUGGUCCUUUGGCUUCAAAAGGCACAUGGGCUGCUACCGAGGAUAUUGGAAAAACCGAGGCUGUUGGUGCUGAGCAAUAUGAAGCUGGUUAUAGAAAGGGAUCACAAGCUGCUGGACCACUUGCCUCUAAGGGCACGUGGUCUGCUACUACCGAUAUUGGAAAGACUGAAGCCGUUGGAACCGAACAAUAUGAGUCUGGUUAUAGAAAAGGCUCUGAGGCUGCUGGACCACUUGCUUCGAAGGGUACUUGGGCUGCUACUGCUGAUAUCGGAAAGACUGAAGCCGUUGGCACUGAGCAGUAUGAACAGAAUUAUAAUAAAGCACCAGAAGCUCAUGAAGAGGAACAACGCAAACUUGAAGAAGAAACAGCACAAGCUGCACAGGCUGCUGAAGAAGCCGCCCCAGCGCAACAAUAA